Messenger RNA from Grammomys surdaster, 2453 nucleotides. RefSeq names its product nucleolar protein 10 (gene Nol10). The transcript is spliced from 20 exons. Gene Ontology annotation, cellular component: 90S preribosome; small-subunit processome; nucleus. Gene Ontology annotation, molecular function: protein binding. Gene Ontology annotation, biological process: maturation of SSU-rRNA from tricistronic rRNA transcript (SSU-rRNA, 5.8S rRNA, LSU-rRNA). The record is from RefSeq and is a predicted model, not a curated record. Lineage: Eukaryota; Metazoa; Chordata; Mammalia; Rodentia; Muridae. The coding region runs from base 73 to 2058 and encodes 661 amino acids.
UUGGAUACUGGAGUAUUCCGGUGGGCUGGCGUUCUGUGACUGUGUGCCGGGCUCCGGCUUCUGCGCGCUACGAUGCAGGUCUCCAGCCUCAACGAAGUGAAGAUUUACAGCCUUAGCUGCGGCAAGUCUCUUCCGGAGUGGCUUUCUGACAGGAAGAAGAGAGCACUGCAGAAGAAGGAUGUCGAUGUUCGUAGGAGAAUUGAACUUAUUCAGGACUUUGAAAUGCCUACUGUGUGUACUACUAUCAAGGUGUCAAAAGAUGGACAGUAUAUUUUAGCAACUGGAACAUAUAAGCCUCGGGUCCGGUGUUAUGACACCUAUCAGUUAUCCUUGAAGUUUGAAAGGUGCUUGGAUUCUGAAGUUGUCACCUUUGAGAUUUUAUCAGAUGACUAUUCAAAGAUUGUCUUCUUACAUAAUGACAGAUACAUUGAAUUUCACUCACAAUCAGGCUUUUACUACAAAACCAGAAUUCCCAAGUUUGGCCGAGACUUCUCUUACCACUAUCCAUCCUGUGACUUGUACUUCGUAGGUGCAAGCUCUGAAGUUUAUAGAUUAAACUUAGAACAAGGACGGUACCUGAAUCCUCUCCAGACGGACGCCGCGGAGAACAAUGUUUGCGACAUAAAUGCAGUGCAUGGCUUGUUCGCCACAGGAACAAUAGAGGGUCGAGUGGAAUGCUGGGAUCCAAGAGUCAGAAAAAGGGUUGGCGUGUUAGACUGUGCAUUAAAUAGUGUCACAGCAGAUUCAGAGAUAAACAGCUUACCCACCAUCUCUGCAUUGAAGUUUAAUGGAGCCUUGAGCAUGGCUGUUGGAACAUCCACAGGGCAGGUGUUGUUAUAUGAUCUUCGCUCAGAUAAGCCAUUGCUAGUUAAGGAUCACCAGUACGGGCUGCCCAUCAAGUCAGUGCAUUUCCAGGAGUCACUGGAUUUGGUUUUGUCUGCAGACUCCAGAAUUGUCAAAAUGUGGAACAAGGACUCUGGGAAAAUAUUUACUUCGUUGGAGCCGGAACAUGACCUUAAUGAUGUUUGCCUCUAUCCCAGCUCAGGAAUGCUUCUCACUGCCAAUGAGUCUCCCAAGAUGGGCAUUUACUACAUUCCGGUUUUGGGUCCUGCUCCCAGGUGGUGUUCCUUCCUGGACAACUUGACAGAAGAAUUAGAAGAGAAUCCAGAGAGCACAGUGUAUGAUGAUUACAAAUUUGUCACCAAGAAAGACCUUGAAAAUUUAGGGCUCACACAUCUCAUUGGAUCACCUUUCCUCAGAGCAUACAUGCAUGGGUUUUUCAUGGAUAUCAGACUCUACCACAAGGUGAAAUUGAUGGUCAAUCCAUUUGCUUAUGAAGAAUAUAGGAAAGAUAGAAUUCGACAGAAGAUAGAAGAAACACGUGCACAGAGAGUCCAAUUAAAGAGCCUCCCUAAUAUCCUCACGGAUGAUCGAUUUAAAGUUAUGUUUGAGAACCCCGACUUCCAGGUGGAUGAGGACAGUGAAGAGUUCAGGCUUCUCAAUCCACUUGUCUCGAGGAUUAGUGAGAAGAGGAAGAAGCAGCUGAGACUCUUGGAGCAGCAGGAGCAGCAGGAGCGUCUCAAGAAGGAAGAGGAGGAAGAGCCGGAAGGAAAACCCAGUGAUGCAGAAAGUUCAGAGAGUUCAGAUGAUGAAAAAGAUUGGGUUGAAGAAGUCAGGAAGCAGCGCAGACUCCUGCAGCAGGAAGAAAGAGUGAAGCGGCAGGAGCAACUGAAGGAGGACCAGCAGACGGUCCUGAAGCCCCAGUUCUAUGAGAUCAAAGCAGGCGAAGAGUUCAGGAGCUUCAAAGAGUCUGCCACCAAGCAGAGGCUGAUGAACAAAACUCUGGAAGAUCGUUUGAAACUUGAAGCAAAACAUGGAACAUUGAAUGUAUCGGACACCACUGUUGGCAGCAAGCAGUUGACAUUUACUCUCAAGAGGUCUGAACAGCAAAAGAAGCAACAAGAGGCCGAAAAGCUACAUCGCCAAGAGAGGAAAAAGCUGCGUAGAUCUGCCAGCCACCUGAGGUCCAGACCCAGAAGAGGCCGGCCCUUUCACUGACCAAAGACAUGUGGCUACGAGCAACUAGGAAGCUGUGCUUCUCCCCCGGGUUCUCACAAGGGCACCGUUCCCAGGCAAGGGGAUGUGGCAGUUAAAGCUCCAUGUGGACAUGUGUCAUGGUGCUGCUGGUCUGACUGGCCCACUACCCGGCUCAAGGAGUCCCUGCCCCCUUAAAUAUUGUCUUCUCCCCUGCUGUUGAUCAGGGAAAGCAGGCAUCAUUUCCAAUAUUGGAAAGGUCUACAUGAAAUGAAAAGUUUAUCCUCUGCUGAAAACAAGAGAUUAUCAUGUUGUAAAAAUGGUUUGGGUUUUAGAUUUUGUUUGUUUGGGAGGGGGUUGUUUGUUUGUUUGUUUGAGACUUGAGACAGUGUUUCUCUGUGUAGCCCUGGAGUUCCUGG